AUGACAUCUCACCAACACGGUGACGAAACCACAGAGUACACUCCUCUCCUGGGAGAUGCACCACCACCGCAACAACCAGACUGGAAGCAACGGCUACUGCCUCAAUGGACGCCGAAAAAAUGGCGCGUAAUACUGGUCACGGUGAUGAUUCUGCUGUUCGUCAACUUUGGGGAUACCCUGUCGACGGCCCCGCAGGUCAGGAUCUUUGAAGAAGCGGCCUGUCGAAAGUAUAAAAGAUCCAUUGGCCUUGUGGAACCAAACGGGACCGUUGUUUUGGAUGGGGAUAUCUGCAAGUCAGAGCCGGUGCAAAGCGAGGUGGCGCUUGUCAUUGGAUGGAAGAAUACCCUCGACAUCCUCCCAUCUGUUGCUUUCGGCUUGCCGUACGGCGUAGUGGCAGACAAAAUCGGACGAAGACCCGUUAUUAUCAUAUCUCUUGCCGCAAUUGCGCUGAGCGAGAUCUUGCCACGGCUUGUUUGCUGGUUCGACUGGCCGCUUCGCCUGGUCUGGCUUACUGGGAUUGCUCGUGCUCCCGGAGGCGGGCAGCUUGUCGCUACGACUAUGCUUUUGACCAUUGUUGCGGAUAUUUUCGAGGCCGACGAAAGAGCUACGGCAUUGUUUCGGCUGACCUCGCUAUCGAUUGCUGCUGAAAUCGUAGCGACUCCGAUCAGUGCAUCCGUGAUGAACAUCGACCCCUGGAUUCCGUAUUUCCUUGGCCUUGCAAUAAUGCUCGUAACCGCAAUGGCCAGUUUCUUCAUGCCGGAAACCCUUGACGAUGCAAAGGCAAGAAGGCUGUUGGCAGAGGAAAUCGAAGAUGAGGAGGAUAUCCCCGAGUCUUUACAGCCGUCGCCAACUGCCAAGGACACCGUCUUCAAUACGAUCAUCACGCAGGCGCAGGAUUUUAUCAGUUCCACGAGGCACAUGUGGAGGAAUCCGAAGCUGGUCGUGCUAUUGUCUGUGGCCUUUGCUGGGUCCAUGGACAGGUCAUCCCUCUUCUUGAUUAUUCAAUAUGCAUCGACCAAGUUCUCCUGGAGCAUUUCCGAAGCAAGCUAUCUCAUUUCCGUCCGCGGCUGUGUGAGCCUGGCAGCUUUCUGGGUUCUUAUCCCCUUUCUAUCAACUUACCUGACGCGCAGCCUUCAUUACAGUGCCGUUGAAAAGGACCUGUACGUUUCCCGAAUUUCUGCCUUUUUUGGCGCGCUUGGGUACUUUUUACUCUUCAUUGCCCCGACACCGGCGCCACUCGUUAUCGGGACUCUGUUCAUGUCGCUCUCGCUGCCGUUUGUGGUUGGAGUCAUGAGCGUAGCGACGUCGUUUGUCUCGCCCGAGCAUGUCGCGACCUUGUACAGCGCCAUGUCAGUAAUGCAGUCGCUCGGGGCGAUCGUGGCGGGCCCGACGUUUGCCAAACUGUAUGCAGUGGGCAUGCAGUUAGGGCUGGCAUGGUCAGGCUUGCCGUUUGCGGCCGGAUCGCUGAUCUUUGUCGUGGUCUUGAUCCCGAUGAUGUUCCUGAGGCCGGCGAGGGUAGACUAG
Messenger RNA from Talaromyces rugulosus, 1524 nucleotides. RefSeq lists its product as uncharacterized. The coding region runs from base 1 to 1524 and encodes 507 amino acids. The transcript has 5 exons. Gene Ontology annotation, molecular function: transmembrane transporter activity. NCBI's taxonomy places the organism in Eukaryota, Fungi, Ascomycota, Eurotiomycetes, Eurotiales, Trichocomaceae. Gene Ontology annotation, biological process: transmembrane transport. The record is from RefSeq and is a predicted model, not a curated record. Gene Ontology annotation, cellular component: membrane.